CCCGUGAUCAAGGCCAGAUCCAUCACUUGGCAUCUUGACAGCAAGAGCCAGAGAUCGCUCCCCGCCCUUGCUCUGAAAUCUGACCUAAAUCUGCAUCAUUAGAUAUAAAUUGGCAUGUUGCAGAAUUGUGCCCUGAAAUGUUUAGGUCACCAGCGAUACCCCCACAGCUUCCUAUGUCCCAGAGGAGGGGCCCAUACUUAGUCAGGAGCAGAUUCCCUUGUUUGGCAGCCCAGAAGGUCACACCUUCGAUCCCUGCAUCUCUGGGAGCAGGUGCUGGGAAAGAUGGGCCCUUCUCUGCCCUAGACUCUGGACAGGCACUGCCGGUCAGAGCAGACUGUACAGGGUUAGCUCAGGAGGUGUGCAACCUGUGGUUCCUCGGCCUAAUUUCAUACGGCUCUCUGAGAGGCGCUCUGUACCUGCUUGGCUUGCCCAUCUGACCGACGGCUCGGCUGCUCAAGUCCGCAGUCUUGAAUCCAAAGGGCCAGCGGAGGGGCCUUGUCCUUUCGUCGGCAGCGGCACCCGAGGCACUGGGUGAAGACGAAGGACACCGGGUGCAGCACCCAGCUUUGCCAGCCAAGAUCUGGGGGAGGAGGAAGUCCAGAAGGAAAAGGUGGGUGAAGAUACAGGAAAGGUGGUGGGGCAGCAAGCUGCAGUGCAGACAGGGGGUCAUUCUCCCCCAUGAAACCCCUGGAUUAGGGGAGGGGAACUUUUGCAGGAUUCCAACUGCCAGCAGCCCCAGCAGCAUGGCUAAUGGUCAUGGGGCGAUGGGAGUUGUAGUGUUGCAGGGCCUGACAGAUCCCCUACACCUGAGGCUGAAACAAAAGGGUUAGGUGAGAGAACCUUCCCUCUUGCCAUUUCUACAUUCUAGACCCCUCUCCAAAUCUGUAUUUGUUUUGUGUUUGGGUAUCUGAGUGUAUCAUGCAGUUCACCCCUCAAGGGGGCACCACAGUUUAAGUGGAAAACAUGGCUGCCACAAGUGCAUUGUGGGUAAUACUCUUGAGAAAAUGGAGGUAAGAGUCGAAAAUUGCUGGAACGCUUCAGAGUAGAGUGCAUUAACAUUUAUUAGCAUUAGUAAACCGGAACCUGAGGAGACUGUCGAUAUUUUUGUUCUUUCAGGUCGGUUCUUAAAAGUGCCUCGUUUCCUUGGCUUUUAAUUAAACGGCUCCACUAUCCAGCCAGGAUGGGCAACUUCAGGUCUGAAGGUAGCUUUCAGGCAUAGGAGCCAACCCUUACGGACCAAAGUCCCUUUGUCUCCCCCCAUAAAAUAUUUGAGGGGGCUGGGCCCCCCAAAGUUGAUGCUAUAUUGCUCUCGGCAAGUGUCUCUAUUUUCCAGGGACAGUCCCAGGUUUGCAGAAGCCAUCCAGGUUUCUGAUUUGAUCCUAGAAUGUCCCACUUUUACUUAGGACGUCCCUACUUUCACUGGAGAAAUGUUGGAGGGUGUGCACCUUCCACUUUUGCCUCUGAAACCCUGGGAGACCUGGGAUCUUCCCUUCCCUUCCGACGGAGGGAAAUCAUCCCUUAUUAUCUUCAGCCCCAAUAAUGCCCCUUUGCUUGCCUGGAGGGAGGAUAGAGAAAGGUGGGUGUGCAAAUGAAGCUUUGAUGCCCCCCCCUGCCACUUUUCCCUCUGGCACUGCCAACCACUGGCCAGUGGCUCCUGGAAGGUUGUCUAGAAGGGAAUGCAGCCCUUAAGAAAAGGCUCCCCACCCCUGGCUUAGCAUUACCUUCCAACGUGACGUGGUGGGAAAUUUGGGUGCAGCUUUCUCUUCGGACCAGAAGUGUCUCAUUGGACGAAAGAUCUGUUUGGGGAACAGGUGGGAGAAGAAUGAAAUUCGAAAGGCACUUCCUUUAUUAUUAGGACUAAGGAAAAGGCCACAAAAUAGUGGCAAGGUUUUUAAGUUGUAUUCAUUCAACUUGUUUUUAUUAUUGCUUGUUAGCCGCCCUGAGCCCGGCCUUGGCUGGAGAGAGCGGGGUAUAAAUAAAAAUUAUUAUCAUUAUUAUUAUUAUUAUUAAGGUUUGUGGGUUUCUUGGAACUCUUCCCCAGCCAAAGAUGUUACAGAAAGGAUUGGGGGGUGAAGUGGGCUUUGGGGAGAUAAGGAACCUAAAACGGAUACAAACAUUAGGCUUGAUUCUGCAGACAUAAAGUCACCUCAGUUCCAAGGUUGAGGUUGCAGGCUGUAUAUGUCCCUCCCAGGGCCAAAUUAAGACCUUUUAGAGACCCAAAGCACUUAAAAGAUUAUGCUGGCCCGCACCAUAUUGAUUCAAAAUAAAAAGCAAUAUUAUACUUUAUAAGAAAAAAAAAGGAAAAAAAGAAAGCAUAGAUUUAUUGCAGCACAUGACGGGAUCUGAACUCCUCACAUUAUUUUGAUCUAGAUUAGUAGGAAUACCCCCUGGAGAUAAGUAAUAAAAAGAAAAUAGAAAAAUUGGGGGAAAGUUUGUAGUGGAGUGUAAGGAAGCCUAACAAAGUUGUGAUUUUCCCCUUGAUGGGAGGUAUUCCUACUAAUCUAGAUGAAAAUAAUGUGAGGAGCAGUGUGGAAGUGAUAUUAAUUUGGGAUUGCCAGCAGGUGUGUAACAGUUGCUGGUCUCAAUAAAUGUCCCCCAGUUUUGGUCACUCUCCCCAUUCCACAGAUGGGACUACCAAGGCUGAAAGUGAGCAUUUUGCCCAACAUCUCACAGCAAUUCCUUGGCAGAGGGAGGAAUUUGAACCCACAUCUCCAAGCUUCCGACGCAUCAACACUAGGUAUGUUGAGCUUUUCAGACUGAGCUGUUUGCUCCUGUCGAUCUCAGUAAAAAUGUCUGCCAAAUUGAAAAGAUGGACCUUUCCCCCCGCAUGCUAGAAAAAACUUCACAUGCUGCAUUUCUGUCUGUUGGGCGGCUCAGACAGCCAUAAAAACAGGGCUUAAAAAAAAAAGAAUUAGCAGCAGCAACUUUUAUCUCAGUUUAAUUAGCGGUACUUGGUGAGUCAAAAGGAAAAGGAAGAUUAUGGUUAGGUGAGUUUAUGCAGAGGCUUAAGUAAUUUCAGAAGCUGUGCAUUCUGACCCAUAAGCCCCUCACUAUCAGUGGUAAGUGGUGAAGGAAAAGACACUCUGUACAUGCUUUAAAGGUAAAGGGUAAAGGGAUCCCCGACCAUUAGGUCCAGUCGUGGCCAACUCUGGGGUUGCGGCGCUCAUCUCGCUUUAUUGGCCGAGGGAGCCGGCGUACAGCUUCUGGGUCAUGUGGCCAGCAUGACUAAGCCACUUCUGGCAAACCAGAGCAGCACAUGGAAACGCUGUUUACCUUCCCACUGGAGCGGUACCUAUUUAUCUACUUGCACUUGAUGUGCUUUCGAACUGCUAGGUUGGCAGGAGCAGGGACCGAGCAACGGGAGCUCACCCCGUCGCGGGGAUUCGAACUGCCGACCUUCUGAUCGGCAAGUCCUAGGCUCUGUGGUUUAAGCCACAGCGCCACCCCCGUCCCUUGUACAUGCUUUAGGGAACUGAUAUUCCAGGGCAGCCUUGGCGUUGAAAGCAGAUCCUGGAGCCAAGGCCCAGUGCCGAUCAAACCCCUGCCUUGGGGUUGGGAUAAGUGGGCAGGUCAAGGUGAGGGAUGCAGAAGUGGGGUGGGAAUGAAGACUCACUGAAAUGUUGCCCCCCACUGGACAGAUCCGGCAGUUCCAUCAUUUCCCAAGCUUCAUGCGCCUGCCUCCUUGUGCCAGCUGCGAUCCUGGGGGGGCUGUCCAACCGGAGCAACCGGAGCGUGGCAGAGCCCACUUCCUGGAGGGCCCGCUCCCUGCAGCUGCCGGAGGAGACAGAACAGGCAGAGAUCAGCUACAGGUUCUACAGCUUGCCAAUGUCGCUUGGGGAAGGGCAGAUCACAUGCUUUGCAUGCAGAAGGCGCCGGGUUCAACCCCCGAUGGCAUUUCCAGCUAGGGAGAGAUGCUGCCAGCCAGUGUGGACAUUACUGAGCUAGAUGGCCCAAUGGUCUGAGUUGAUAGGAGGCAGCUUCAUAUGUCCCUCUGCUGUUGCAAUGCCACUUCUGUUUGAGCUUUCAAAACCACACAAGCACAGCAUGGGUUUCAUUAGCGGGGGAAACGUCUCUCACCCUUGCAGGAGAGGUAGCUUGUGCAAAAAGGCACAGGUAUGAAUCUGGGAGAAAUAAGGUUCAAUUUGCAUUAUCGCAGGAGCCUAUCUAAUUUGGGUUUCCUGAAACAAUAUGUGAAACAAAUCUUAUGACACCUUCUUUCCUCCAAAAAGUUCCUUUUAUCUUCACAACAUCCCUGUGAGGUAGGUUAGGGUGAGAGGCAGUGAUUAGCUCACAGUCACCCAGUGAGCUUCAUAGCUGGGCUGGGAUUCGAACUCUGGUCUCCCCGGCCCUAGUCCAACAGUUCUCCAACAACAACAAAAUUGCACAAAACUGUAUUAGGGGAAAGUGUGCAGCAAAAUGCACACAUCUUGGUGAAAAUGGUAUACAAAGCCGCACUGAUUUUAGGACAAAGUGCUUGCAGAGAUUUGUAUGUUAGGAGAAAUGUGCAGUAAAAGCUGGCUGUUUUUAUGAGGAAUUUUUCAAUAAAUUGCAAACUGCUGGAGAAAUGUUGCAAACUGAAGAUUAGAAAAAUGAGAAGCUGAGACAAAAUGGGGCAGACUCAUCCGUCCCAUAGGCACAGGAGCAAUCUCUUCUGAGGUUGCCAACAACAACAAAACAAUAUAGCCCUCCCUGCUCUUCUGCUUUUAACAGCAGCUUGACAGGCAAGGGAUUAGCAGGGGAUGCAUUCCCCCUUUAAUAUCUGCCAAUAAAGCUGCCAUAACAAAACGGAGGAGCAAAAGCUGGCUGGGAAACUGGCAUCCAGUUCACUGAACAAGCAGGAGCCUAAACAAACCGAGAGAAACAUCCAUUGUUUCCAAUGCCUAUUGUUACUCAGAUAACCUGCUGAAUACAUCCCUUUCUAAAAGGAUUGUGCUUUCCCUUCCACCACAACUCUGUCCUCCAGAAUGAGCCUCCUCUCUCUGUUUUAGCUCACCUCCUGGCACCACACAGAGGUAUGACAACAACAAAUUUCAGGUGGCCUUUUCUGUCCUCUCUCUGCAACGCAGUUCUCCACCUUCGAAUUUAGCUACACAAUCCUCCUCAGCCAAAUUAAUUUAAUUUUUAUAAUUUAUUUUAAUAAUUUUAAUUUUAAUGAAGCAGAACAGGCUAAGGAGGCCAUUUUGGAUCUGGAAGGGGCUCCUGGAUUUCUAACAGCCUGAGUGACAUCGAAACAGCCAAAAGUGACACAGGUAUAGAGGGAGCUGCCCUCUACUGAGUCAGGCGACUGGUCCAUCCAGCUCAAUAGUGUCAACACUGGCUGGCAGCAGCUCUCCAAGGUUUCAGGCAGGAGAACCUGGAGCCUUCCCCGAAUUAAUAUUGGGGAGUGAUUCAGGGGCAAAGCCACCCAAGCAAACAUCUGGAGUUCAGGGGGGCUGACUAGUUAACUAGCUACUCCUUCCUUGAAGGUUUUAAAGCAGAGGUUGAGUGGCCAUCUGUCAUGGUUGAGAUCCCUGCAUUGCAGGGGGUUGGACUAGAUGGCCCCCAGGGGUCCCUUUCAACUCUACAAUUCUAUGACAGCAUCCCUGACAGCCUGUGCCCAGCCUCUCCAGCAAAGAACAGCAUACCACCUCCCAAGGAGGACGCCUGUUCCACGGUCAAAGAGUACUUAUGGUUAAGGCGUUUCCCCCUAACAUUUAGCCGAAAUAAUCCUCUUUGCAAACAGUACAGGCAAUUAUCUUUCCCGCCAAGCUGGUGCUGCUGACCAGCAUGGCCAUGGUUGCUUUAACAUCCCUUAAAAUUGUUACUGUGCUCACAGGAGAAAAGCAGGAAGCAGGUCCUUGGUCCAUCUAACUCAAUACUGCCUACACUGACUGGCUAAGAUUUCUUCCCUAACAAUGAUCCUCUGUCUAGGUGAUAGGUAUUCUACCUUUUGCACAAGCCACAAGGUGGUUUAUAGCAACGCAACCAUGCUGGCUGUCCCACAAGGACUGGACUAGUUGGUCUGCAUUGAAGCAAGCUGAGCUAGCAGAAAGCGGCAGGGAUAAGUUUGAAUUGAUUCCUCCCAACGAGAGCCCUUUUCGGACACAGUCCUAUAUGCCUACUCACCUGGGAGGAAGUCCCAUUGAACUCAUUGGGGCUUACUACUGAGGAAUACAUGUGGGAUUGGACUGUUUUUGUUGGCUGUAGCAACAGCAAGGGGAAAGACCCAGAACUCUUUUAUUAUGCUUUUAGAUGUGCUGGAAGCCGCCCAAAGUGGCUGGGGAAGCCCAGCCUGAUGGGCGGGGUAAAAAUAAUAAAAUUAUUAUUAAUAUUAAUCCUCACCUCCCUUUCUUAUAGAUGCCAGCCCCACUGGGGAAGGGCUGUGGCUCAUUGGUAGAGCAUCUGCUUUGCAUGCAGAAAAGCCCAGAAUCAGUCGUGCUGGACAUCUCCCUGUACGGCUUGCAAUGUCCCCUGCCUUGAAACCCUGGAGAGCUGCCAAUUCGUGUGUUGGACCAGUGGCCUGACUCAAUAUAAGGGAGCUUGCUGUGUUCCCAUUGCAUUUGGUAGGGCUUACUUCUGAGUAGGCACAGUUAGGACUGCACUUUAAAAGACUGCAGCUGCAAAUCCUUUGCAAACUUUGUAAGCCCCUUUCCAACGCAGCAGAGUUUGCUUCCAAGUAAACACCUGUGGGAAAAUGCUGCACAAGCUUGUGCUGGAUCAGACAAAAGGGCUGUCUAGUCCAGGAUCCUGCUCCCACCACUGGCCAGCCUUUGGGACCCUAACAAGCAUGUUACGAAGGCAAUGGCCAUUCCCUGAUGUUCAUCCCCAGCAGCUGGCAAUGUCCUAGGAUAGCUUGCCCCUGACCAUGGGAGAUCAAUUUAGCCAGGAUGUCUAAGACUCAUCUAUGGUCCUCAAGAAGUUGUCUAAUUAAUUUUCAUUCUUAUUAUUAAAAGGCAGCCACCGGUGACAUGAAUUGUGGCAGAGAGGUCUGUGAGUUAACCAGGUGCAAUGGAAGCAUGGGUUCUGUCUGUUCUGAAACCUCUGCCAAGCUGGUUGUGGGAAGAGUAACAAUUGCUAGCAAAGUAUCUCUGUUUCCACAUUCUCUGCAGUAUGCAUCAUUUCAAAAAUCUCUGCCGUGUCCCAUGUAACUUUUCCGCAUAGGGGAACGUACGAAGCUGUACCGUACUGAGUCAGGCCAUUGGCAGGCUGGCAGCAAGGGGUCUCCCCCAGCCAUACCGGGAGAGGUGCAAGACUGAAGGGGGGAAAUGACUGAACCUAGGAGCUUCUGCAAUGAAAGCAGAUGCUAAGACGCUCAACAGGAUCUCAACCCUGGGACCAUCUGCAUGCAAACUUUCCCUACUCCCCUGAUCACACAAUCUUCUUCGUUACCCUAAAUAACAACCCUCUUCCCACCUGUCAUCACAUCCCAACGGACCAGCCCCACACCCCACAUUUCCUUCAAGACAACACACAACACUCCCCCCCCCAACACCCAUUUUAAUCAUCACAACAAACUUGCUAGGUACGCUGGGCUGGGGGGGGGGGGAGCCUAGCUAGAGAGGAAGACUGACCCCAAGCCACCCAGGGAGCCUCAGACUUUAGGUGUAGGACAGGUAUUAAAUCAGAGCCUCAGGUCCAGCCACCGCACCAGAUAGUAUUCCCAAAUUGCAAGCACAAAAGGAUCUGGCCAGCUGCUUACCUCUCAUUGAGGGUAACGACAGACGACUCGAGCGGCUGUUCUUCAUCAAGGCUGGACUCCCGGAGGAGGGCGAAGGACCCCCACGACGACACCCCUGUCAGCAACCCACUCACAAGCACCAGGUGGAACAUGGCGCACGCCAGGAGGGUGCCACGCCAAGCCAGGCGGGCAAAGCCAGGGGGGAGAGAACAGCGGGGGUGCAGGGUAGCCUAGCCUGGCCAAGAAUGCCAGCUAGACUAGGCGGGCGAAACUGGCUUGGGCAGAGCAAGGAUGGAAGCAGAGGGACUGUGAGAACCCACUUUUAUCUGCCUCUCCCCCAACACUGCCGUGACCUUGGCAUUUUUCACAGGCAGGCUUGUGCCUUCCCUCAGAGGAAUUGGAGAGGCAGCAUCACGCGCCAGCUUCUGGGGGCCGUGUCCCAGCAUUCGCCCUCCCACAAAAAAACCCUACCUUGUGUGGGGCGGGGGAAUUAAAACCAGGAGCUGAGAUUCAGCGUCAGAAGAACAUGCUUGAAAUAGCCCAACUGAGUUCUGGAAGGGUGGGCAAAGGAACUUCUGGGCAUAAGCAGAGUGCUUUAAAAAAAUAACAAAAACCAAACAUCUGCACCUGGUGCAGGUCCCAUUCCUUUCAGUGGGGGCUGUGUGGGAGAACAUUUCUGGUGCACUGGACCUGUUGGAUUCCAUGGUGGCGGCUUUAAAACCUUGUAUUUUACCUCAGCCUGGGUGUUUCAGAGGCAAGAUUGUGUCUCGCUGCAUUAAUGAACCCAAGAACAUAGGCCUCCUGCUACCCUUAGGGGCUGGCUGCCCGCUGGGGGUGUCUCCUGGGCUAUGCCUCCACCCAUCGUGAUUCAGAGCAGGCCUCUUCUCCACUCCUGCCACGGCCUUUGAUUGACAGUUCAGCCGUCAGAUAAGGUUCAUUUGACACCUUCAUUCACCCCUUUUUCCCUGAAAGAAAAGGGGUGCCAUUUUGUGGUUCACCUCAGGGGCCAAAUGUCUUCCGCCAGCCUUGCUUCAGCUGCUGUCACUGAGGAUGUGGGCAGGAAGCAAGGCAGUGCGAAGGCCAGCAAGCUCUGAGGUUCUGCGUAGACGGCCUAUUUCUGGGGUACAUGCCUCUGCUCCCACCUCAAAAAGCUGUAGCUCCUACACAGAGGCAGAAUAAAGCAGUAAGGAGGGCUGGCUGUCAGGCAGGCAGGCAAAAAACCCAAUGCCUUUUCCUUCCCCCAGUUGUUACUGCUUGAUGGGUCUAUUGAGCAGGACUAACAAUGGCUACAACCCUUGGACUGCACAGCCCUUCACAAGAGGGUUCAGAGCCUUCAGAGAGAGGACUGUCCUCUGCAAAAGGGAAUGUUCUGACUCUGCCCAUCACUUUAAAUUUCCCACAAUGCACCAGAGACCACUAAAUAGAAUCACUCUGGGACGUUGUCGUAAAUGUAAGAAUACGAAAAAUGAAGAAAGACUCACUUAGAAAAAAGAAGUUUAUUACAAUCAUUUUUGUUAUUUAUUUAUUCAUUAGUGGGGUGGGGGGGGAAGCUUUUUCAAUUUGCAUAUAAGAGUCAAAUCUUAAAUCUGAUGUAAAUAUUUAUGGAUAAGUUGUUUAGUGUUUGCAGAUUACUUUAAAACGGAGACAAUCCAACACUAUUUAUCUUCAGUUCUGACUGAAUGAAUUACAUAAUUCAUACCUGGCUCAUUGUUGUUUUCUUUUUAUUUCCAGAAAAGGAAAAUUUAUUGCAUUAUCAUAUUGUAUGUGUGUGUGUGUGUUGCACCUUUAAAAAAGUGUUUUGCAGUUUCAGUGCAUGAUGAAAGUACUCCAGUUUUCAAUAAAAAGAUUAUUUCAUUGCUUUUGUAAAGCCCACCACUUUUGACUUUCCAUGAGGCCACAGCACAUCCUGACCACCUUGAUGAGACGCCUUCAGACCUAGAGGCAGCCCUGGCUGCUAUAACCCCAUCAAUUGCUAUUAGCCACAACAAACCCGCCUUGUCCAGAGGCAGUGUGUCCUGUGUACGUGAUGGAUGCGAAUAACAAAACCACAGGUGCUGCUUGUGAGAAGGACACACUGUUGGAGGUAAAAAGAUGAUGGGCUAGAUGGGCCUUUGGUCUGAUCCAGCCAAGGAAGGUUUUUUUGUUUAAAUUGCUUAAAAUGUUUACUCAGUAGAUACAAAGAUCAAGCUUUGCAAAAAUAAUAAUAAAAGAGGACAAAGAAAAAUAUAUUUACAGUAACUGUAAGACAUGUUUGCAUCUUGUCAUAUAAUUUGAGAGCACAAUCAAUCGUGUCCUUCACUCCAAAAUUCAUUGAUCCUCACCAAGUCCUCCUAAAAUAUGUUAUUUUCCAGAUUUUAGCAAUGAAGAUUUUUUUUUGCAGCUGUUAAUAAGUUAGCUAGCUAUUAUUUUUGAAUCUGCAUCUAAUACUUGAAUCUUUCAAUGACCCAGAAGCAUUUUUUAUUUUUUAUUUUUUUGCAUCUAGAGGUAGUGAAUGUCCUCCUAGCCAAGGUUGCUUUUAAGUGUGUGGGGUUUUCCCUUUCAUUCCUUAUUAAAAAUAAACCCAAGAAACAGUGCCCGCUUUCAUCUGACAGGUUGGGGGGUGAGGAGGAGACCUCGACUUCUCUUUUCUCUUUCCCCUUUUCUCCCUCUCCUAAAAGCGAGACAUUCCUGCGUUAACAGGGAACUCUUGUCUCCUUAGCCUAUAAAUAGCGUCCCAGGUUGACUUGGGGAGGGGGGGCGGUAUGUGUGCAUGAAAAAAAGUGUGUGCAGGAUGGGGGGAGCAACAUGACCGAACGGUGGAAUCUGCUAGGAGAUUAGCCGUCCGCAGACACAGCACACUGCACCUGCUCCCAAGGUCUUCACAUCAAGGGCUGAGGGUGGGAAGUGGGGGGAGUUGCUAACUGGACUGAAGCAUUAAAUUAGCUGCAGCCAUGGCUGGGCGAGGGGGGGCGGACAAAAUGGGGGACUAGUCUGCGGGUGCCUGGCUCUUUUGAAGUCAAUCCAGGCCCUUCUCUCUGAAUAGUCCCUUUUCUUUAAAUAAUAAUAAUAAAAGGAAUUAUCUAGCCCUUUGCGAUAAGGAUGGGCGAAGGGAACAGCGGUGCUGUCAGGACAGGGUUUAGAAUUGUAGAGUUGGAAGGGACCCUGGCGGUCAUCUAGUCCAACGCAGGAAUCUUUUUCCUGAACACGGGCCUCAAAGCCACAACCCUGAGAUCGAGAGUCUGCCGACUGAAAUAUCAAGAAUAGAAACAUAGGAAACUGCCUUACACUGUUAGGCCCUUGGUCCAUCUAACUUAGUAUGGUCUCCACUGACCAGCAGCACCUCUCCAGGGUUUCAGACAAGAUGUUCCCAGCCCCAACUCUACAGCUGGGACCUUCUGCAUUCAAAGCAGAAGUCCUGUCCCUGAGCUACAGCUCUUAUCCUCCAAACAGAGUCACAGUCACAUUUUCAAGUAGGACACCUUGAACUGGACUCAAGCCGGCACAAGGCUUUGGGGCUGGCAAUGACCCACAGUGCCACUCGCCAACGUGGCAGCUACAUUUGGCACCAUCUUCAAGGGCAGCCCCAAGUAGAGCACCUUGCAGCAGUCCAGGUGGGAGGUGAUGGGCACCUGCGGCCAGGAGCAGCCACAGCUAGGACACCAACCGUAAGUGAGCAGUUUGUCAGUUUGGGCACAUGGAGUUGUCCUUUCCGCUGAAAAGUCCAGAACCAGAGUCUGUUCCUCUGCAUCUUCUUGUCCUCAUCAUGUGAUUCACCUAACUGAGAAUCCGCUUGUAUCCAGAUGCAGGAAUAAGCUCUCCUACUUGGGAUGGGAAACCUGCAGCUAAGAAUGGGUGGAUCUGUUUGUUUUUGUUUCUUGUUUUUACAGUCUUAAACCCAACUCUCUAUAUUUCAACAUCAGUUUGCAAUUAUUUAAAGAGUCCUUGUUAAAAUUAUCUAUCAUUUGAGAGCAGAUUUCUCUUAAUGCUGUCAAUUUUACCUAAUGCACAUUUUUGCAAAGCUGCUACCCUUAAUAUGAGUGUGUUUGUUCUUUUCACUAAUACUGUACUUAAAAAAAAAUGACUUGAUUGAAUAACUGCAUUGCAAAAUACAGAGAAGUGUGAAUUUCACAGGGUGCAGAGGAGGCAAAAGGGAUGUCCUGGGGCUGAAUAUAUCCAUGAACUGAAACCCACAUGCCUAAUCGAUGAAAAUGCCUUUGUCUGGGUUGCAAGGGCCAUUCUCAUUUCUGCAGAACAGCUGCCAGAGGCAGAAGAGUCAGACUACUCCCCCCCCCCCCCUGCAAUUAGCUGGCAAUCUUGUGAACCACAUCCUCUCAGGGCCAAGCUUUUGCCUCUAAAAGUGUCUUGUUUUUAACACCUUAAGUGUGCAGUAAGUUUGUCUUUUCAAACUGAAAGUUGCAUCAGCUGGGGUUGGGGAUGAUAAAUUAGCUGGAUCGGGUGUUUGCACUGGGGAAAUUUCCACCCUGCACUCCAUUUAUAGAAUCAUAGCAUUAUAGAGUUGGAAGGGACCACAAGGGUCAUCUAGUCCAACCCCCUGCAAUGCAGGACUUAUUUAUUUUUGCCCAGUGUGGGGUUCAAACCCACGACCCUGAGAUUGAGAGUCUCAUGCUCUACCGACUGAGCAGUGGUACUACCUCUGAUCUUCCUCGGGAGCACACAAAGGGAGUAAGGGGUCAAACUGCCCUUUCCCUGCUUGCUCCUGAGCCCUCACUGCAUGAAGUGAAGGUGCAGGGAAUCAGGCAGAGGGGGCCUUCUUGGCAGUGGCACCUUUCCAUCGUAUGUCAAGGAGACAAAAGAACUACACAACUUUUAGAAGACAUCUGAAGACAGCCCUGUAUCAGGAAGUUUUUAAUAUUUGACGUUUUAUUAUGUUUGUACAGUAUAUUUGUUGGAGGGCAGGGUAAUAAUAAUAAUAAUAAUAAUAAUAAUAAUAAUAAUACAGUGGUAACUUGGGUUAAGAACUUAAUUUGUUCUAGAGGUCCGUUCUUAACCUGAAACUGUUCUUAACCUGAAGCACCACUUUAGCUAAUGUGGCCUUCCGCUGGCGCAGCGCUUCUGCUGCGCGAUUUCCGUUCUCAUCCUGAAGCAAAGUUCUUAACCCAAGGUACUAUUUCUGGGUUAGCAGAGUCUGUAACCUGAAGCGUCUGUAACCUGAGGUACCACUGUAAUAAUAAUACUCCUCUUGGAGGCCCUUCCAACUCUACAAUUCCUGGAAAUUCGAACCAAUGCUCAGCAAAGGCCAGGUAUCAUCUAAACUUCACGUAAACUUUGUGUAAGCAAAUGAGCUGGACUGCUCAAGAAAGCAGUCUCCUGGCUGAGCCCCCGGCCUGUUUUGUUCCUCUUGGAGAAAGGGGGGCAGGAAGGGGAGCGAGAGGCCAGAAUGCCAGGAUUGCUCUGCUCCAGCAAACUACAUCCUGGGCCUGCCAAACACCCCUCAAACUCACCCACCCCGGAGGAACAAAGGAACAUUGCCAGUGGCCUGCCAAGUGUGGGGCAGGUGCCCAGACAGAGAUGCUGGGGGGAGGGGGGGAGAAGGUUGAGAACGCGCUGCAAGCACAGGUGGGGCACAGCAAGCAAAGGGACGACCAUCGUUCAAAGCCGCAGGUGUGACCAACCAGGGCAUUUCGGUUUCUUUUUCUAAUAAUAAUAAUAAUUUAUUAUUUAUACCCCACCCAUCUGGUUGGGUUUCCCCAGCCACUCUGGGCGGCUUCCAACAGAAUAUUAAAAUACAAUAACCUAUUAAACAUUAAAAGGUUCCCUAAACAGGGCUGCCUUCAGAUGUCUUCUAAAAGUCUGGUAGUCUCUCUGACAUCUGGUGGGAGGGCGUUCCACGGGCGGGUGCCACUACCAAGAAGGCCCUCUGCCUGGUUUCCUGUAACUUGGCUUCUCGCAGCAAGGGAACCGCCAGAAGGCCCUCAGCGCUGGACCUCAGUGUCUGGGCUGAACGACGGGAGUGGAGAUGCUCCUUCAGGUAUACUGGGCUGAGGCCAUUUAGGGCUGUAAAGGUCAGCACCAACACUUUGAAUUGUGCUUGGAAACAUACUGGCAGCCAAUGUAGGUCUUUCAAGACCGGUGUUAUAGGGUCUCAGCGGCCGCUCCCAGUUACCAGUCUAGCUGCUGCAUUCUGGAUUAGUUGUAGUUUCCGGAUCGUCUUCAAAGGUAGCCCCACAUAGAGCGCAUUGCAGUAGUCCAAGCGAGAGAUAACUAGAGCAUGCACCAGUCUAGCAAAACAGUCUAAGACAGCCUUAAUAUGCAGAUGCAGGCAGCCUUCCUCAAGAAAGGCAAACGCAGAGUGGCAGUGGUUUGUGAGAGCGGCUCUCUGCACAUGCUCAGAAGGCUGCCCUGCCCUUGCCACACACAGGUCCCCAAGGGCCGGAAAGCCCUGCCACCCCUCCCUAGAGCAUGAUGUGCACUUGAAGUCUUUCCGACACCCACCUGCCCUCCCAAAAUAACACCCCUCUUGUCUUCCUGCCUCUGUGGUUCCUCCCCACUCUGUCUCACCUCAGCAUCUUCUUCUGAGCUCUGAGCCCCAGAAGCUACUUUCACUCCUAACCACACAGCUGUGCAGAUUGCAGCCGCGAUGUGGCCGACAACCUUCCCUGCCGCUCGCUCAAUGCUGUGGGGGCUCUGGAUAGCUGCCCCCUUUGCUAGCACCUUUCUGGCCCCAGACCUGAGCACGGUGAGAACACCUGAAGGGGAGGGCAGAGGUGAGGGUGAAGGGUGGGGGCCCAGGUGGGCAAGGAGGGUGGUGUGCAAGGGAUUUAUUCAAGUACUAUUGCUUGGCAUGCCAUGCCUGCCUGAUUAUCCCUGACAGGGCUCCUGUGCUUUUAAUAGCUGCCUUACAGGCAGACAUUCAACUGGUGAAGCUUAGGAACACAGGAAGCUGCCCUUUACACUGAGUCAGGCUGUUUGUCCAUCUAGCUCAGUGUCGACUACACUGACAGGCAGCAGCUCUCUGGGGUUUCGGAUUGGGGACAUGGUUUGUUCAUUUUGGGAGUCAAAAGCACAGGCGUCAGAAGAAAAGAUGGCUGCCCAAGGGAAUAAAAAAUGAAGUGUCUAGGCCAUGGGUAGGCAAACUAAGGCCCAGGGGCCAGAUCUGGCCCAAUCGCCUUCUAAAUCCGGGAAUCAGCGUGUUUUUACAUGAGUAGAAUGUGUCCUUUUAUUUAAAAUGCAUCUCUGGGUUAUUUGGGGGCAUAGGAAUUCGUUCAUUUCCCCCCAAUAUAGUCUGGCCCCCCACAAGGUCAGAGGGACAGUGGACCGGCCUCCUGCUGAAAAAGUUUGCUGACUUCUGGUCUAGGCCAAAUGGGGUUGCCAGCAAUGGAUAGAACUAAGAUUGUAAAAGAGAAAAAAAUGGAGGGGGGGAUCGUUUGCGAUACUCCCUGGAGGGAUUCAAUUAACCCUCUCUGUGCCUUUUGCUUUUGUCUCAGUCCCAACUGACUCAGAUGUUCCAGGAUUUUAUGAGGCAGUUCAAUAAAACCUACCUGAGCCAAGAAGGUAACAGCAGCAUUGAUUCCCAUUGGGUUAGGGUGUGGGUAAGGGAAUAUGGCAGGAGGGGAGGGGUCCUCUCUGGGGAGAACAAGCCCCACACGUUGAGCACAAGAUUCCUGCAUUGCUGGGGGUUGGACUAGAUGACCCCUGAGGCCCCUUCCAGCACUACAGUUCUUUGAUUCUAUGAGAGCGAUAAUAGAAUUCACAGUCAGUUUCCUGGCUGAGCAGAACCGGGUUCCUCUCUGCAUCCUGGCUUUUCUGCAAGACUUUGAAUAUUGGCUCACCGCCAGCUUGAAAAACUACUUGCAGCUCUUUGGCAGCAAGCAGGAGCCUCUGAGCAUGAGGAGAGUGCUUUCUGAGGCUAGGCUUCUUGGGCUGAGGUUCAAGACAGGAACAAAAGAAUGAUGAUGAUGGGGAAUGUCUCUUCAGAUCGAGGAUGGGGAAACUGUGGCCCUCUUGACCUUGCCGGACUCUGACUCCCAUCAGCCUCCAGGCAGCAUAGCUAAUGGGCCAGCGAGGAUAGGGUCCAGCUACAUCUUCUGAAGAGCCUGACAGGUUCCCCCCACCUGCUCUCUAAUUUGCAUCUCUUGGCUUGCUCCAAAAUGUGGAAUAUGCACAACCUUUGCGCUGUGUUUGGGGGCCUCUUGCUGCUUAUUCUCCUUCUCUGGGGGCACCACUGAUUCUCCUUCCUCCACUGUCUCCUCUUGAUUUCUGACCCCAGAGAUGCAAUAUCGGUUCAAGGUCUUUGUGCAGAACUUAGAAGUCAGCCGGCAGCUGCAGGCUGAGGAGUUAGGGACGGCGCAGUACGGGGUCACCCGCUUCAGUGACUUGACAGGUAAAAGUGUGUGUGUGUGUGAGAGAGAGAGAGAGAGAGAGAGAGAGAGAGAGAAGGCUGGAUGUUGGGUGUUAUUAAAUUAAAGGGCAUCACAGAGAAGAGGCUGGGCUUGCCCAGUGGGCCGCGUUUUUCUUAAUCUUGCCAGGGCCUUGUGACAUUCUCAGGCAGGUAGGAAUUCAACUGGAGAAAAUUGUAGCCAAUAAAGGCUGCACCUGUUGGAUUUCAGUUUGUGGAGGAGCUAAUGCCGGUAAUUUCAGACGAAACGAAACAAAACCAUUGGGUGGUGAAGGGGAGAGGGUCUGUAGCUUUACCUCUGAAUGUUUCAAACUCAACAAGACCUUGACAGCUUCCAGGGCAGGAUUCAGGUAUCAACUGGGGCUCAGGAAGCAGCAGCAGGCCAGGAAAAAUCAUACAAAAUAAUUCAGAACGCUCAAACUCCAGACCACCCAGUGAAGCUGAAGAUUCAGAGCAGACAAAAAAGGAAGUCCUUCCUCACACAGAACCUAGUUAAAACUUUGGAGCUCACUCCCACAAGACGUAGUGGCAUAUCCCACCUGGUCAAAAGCUCUCAAGGAGGGUGUGAAGCAGGGCCAGUGAGUGGUAUUGUUUGGGGAGCAGCCCAAGGGGCAAAUAGAGAAGCCUGGAGGCAGGGCCGGAUUUAGGUUUGAUGAGACCCUAAGCUACUGAAGGGAAUGGGCCCUUUAUAGGUCCAGCUGUCCUUUGUCAACAACAAAUUAUCACCGGUUUUUGUGUUGAAUAUAUGCUCUAUGGUAAUUUAUGGACCUGAUAGGUAUCAAAACCAUUUGCACAUGUUGCCAUGCAACCAGUCCAUGAAGAAUGUAGGCUCCCUAUGUAUAGAGAUGAGCAAACCAGUGAUAUUUUAGGGAGCCUGGUAGCAAGCGGGGCCCAUUACUUACAUCAUAGGAGCCUACACAACACAAAACACUUGCUGUAUGUAGGUUUUAUUUUAUUUGUUUUUUAUCUUGUAUUUUGGAAAUGUACAUCCAGGUUUUUUUCCUUUAAAUUUUUGGGGGGGCCCUAAGAGAGUGAGGCCCUAAGCUAUAGCUUGUUUAGCUUAUAUGUAAACCCAGCACUGCCUGGAGGGCCACAUAUGGGCCUGAGGCCUGAGGUUCCCUGUCCUGGCGUCACACACAUUACAAGACAUGCACAUAUCUGCUUGUGGAGGUGACUGACGGAGCACAACUCCGCCCUUUCUUUUCCUUUCCCCACCACACAGAAAGUGAGUUUGCGAUGAUGUUUGGCAUCCCUCAACCCUCCCAGCUCGGCCUGCCCCCCAGCUUGAGGGACUCGGAUAACUCCCGCCUGGAGAAAUUAACCAAAUCCUGCGACUGGAGGAAAGCUGGCGUCAUCCCAGCCGUAAAAUACCAAGUAAGUAGACAGAAAGGGAUUGUGCAAUGCUUCGGCAUACUCGUCCUGCCCCACAGAGAUGGGGUGGAGGAGGUAUUAAGGCCAGUGUACCCCACACACAGGUGGCAUUGUGGUCUAAACCACAGAGCCUAGGGCUUGCCGAUCAGGUCGGUGGUUCGAAUCCCUGCGACGGGGUGAGCUCCCAUUGCUGGGUCCCUGCUCCUGCCAACCCAACAGUUUGAAAGCACAUCAAUGUGCAAGUAGAUAAAUAGGUAACGCUCCGAUGGGAAGGUAAAUGGCGUUUCCGUGCGCUGCUCUGGUUCGCCAGAAGCGGCUAGUCAUGCUAGCCACAUGACCUGGAACGCCGGCUCCCUUGGCCAGUAAAGUGAGAUGGGCACCGCAACCCCAGAGUCAUCCGCGACUGGACGUAACGGUCAGGGUCCCUUUACCUUUACCUUUUACCCCACACAAGUGAUUCCCCAGUCUCUUCUCUGUCCUGCUUUGCCUGAGCAAUGGGAAGUUCAAGGGGGGCUGUUGUAGGGUUCCCUUUAGAGAAUGGACAGGAGACUUCAAAGCCCUUCCUGAAAGCCUCAAUUUGUUUAAUAAGCUUAUAACAGGGAAUCGAUGCAGCCAAUGGGAGCUUCAAGGCAGAAUCGAAAGCCAUUCUAGAGUCAUCCACACUGAGGGCACAGAGAACCAAGUCUCCCUUGAAUUACGCAAGCGAGGGUUGUGCAGGGCUGUCAAUUUCUGUUUCAGUUUAUCAUUUUUCAACUCCUCAGUUCAGUUCUCUGUACAUCUCUGUUUGCGAUCCCCAAAGUAAAAAUUCAUUAGCAUCCUAGUGCACAUUUCCCCUGACAGGCACAUUUUGGCAUUCAGUUUUGCCACCUGGUACAUACCGGUACAUUUUUUUUUUUUUGCAGGCAAUUUCCCCUAAUACAAUGCAUUUUUAAAAAUGUUUUCAAUAAUAUAUGCAUUCUAACACCCACUUCUCCUACGAUAAUAGACACUUGGUUUGUCUGGAGAGCCGCAGUAGAAAAGUGGGAGGAAAAAAGUGUCGAUUUCAGAGGAUGUCUGCGUUCUGGUUCGCAUAUUGUUUUGGAAAGUGCAAAUCAGGGACGUUUGCACUAGAAUCCAAACUGAAUUUCCUCCCUAUCCUUGACACCACCAGUGCUACAGUGCGCUAAAGCAGUCCAGGAGGGGAUUGAUGGGGAAAUGCACUGAGAAGUGUGGGGUGAACGAGUUAUGGGCAGGAAGACGUGUGAUGAUUGCGCAAGCAAAUCUGGGUGAACGCUCACUGCUAACAAAGCGGAACAAAUGCUCCAUAAAGAACGGACCUAGUCUAACUUCUUACACCAGCUUUGUGCAAGCAAAUCAGGAAGAAUGACUGCUGCAUAAAGAGGCGGUCUUGAGGGCCCCCCAGCAUUCAGCCUGAUAUCUAGCUGAUUCUACCACCCUCAUUGUUUUAUUUUCAUUCUAGAAAAUGCUUUAGUUUUCCAGUAAAUUUUCUGUGUGGGCAACCGGCUGUUUAAAGGCAUCAGAACAAGGCUGGGGGAGUGGGGGGUGGGAAGGGUGUCAGUUUAUGGCUUAUCUCCCAAGUCUAUGUUGGGGUUUUUGAGAACAGAAUUUUGGGGACGGAACAGGGGUGGGGGAGAAGAGGAUGGGAUAUGUCCCAGGUGAACUAUUCCUGCUCCCUACAAUCUCUCUUCCCUUCCCCUCCCAGGGCAGAAAGUGCAGGUCUUGCUGGGCUUUUGCUGCUGUGUCCAACAUUGAGGCCUUAUGGAACAUCCACAGACAUGUGCCAAGGAACCUUUCGGUCCAGGGUAUGUCGGGCAUUGGGAGAGCAGGGCAAGGGGUGGGUGGGUGGCCAGAGACAGGCAAGGCAUGGGAGUAUAUUUUAGGCACAGGAGCUCAUCAUGGUAAUCGCCUUCCCAUAGCCACACAUCCCAAACAUCUCAGUGGGCUGGCUCUUGAGCCGCCCCACCCCAAGCAGGGCACUAUGACAGGUGGGCAGGGCCACCUAUCUGUCAAUCACUGGCAGGGAUGGGCAAAUGUGACAAUUUCACUUUCUCUCGGUUUCUCAUUUUUCCAUUCUCAUGUUCGGUGCUCCACAUCAGUUUGCAGUUUGUUUGUUUUUUUAAAUCACAAGCACUCUGGUAUGGAUUUCCCCUAAUGUAACAUUUUUGAAAGCCAUUUCCCCUAAUAGGCACAUUUUUUGCAAAGCAGCUUCCCCUAACAGAAUGCAUUUGAUUUCCACUAACAUAUGCACUUUCAUUCAUAGCUUACCCCACUCAGUUUAUGCCAAUUUGUAAUAAUAAUAAUAAUUUAUUAUUUAUACCCCGCCCAUCUGGCUGAGUUUCCCCAGGCACUCUGGGCGGCUCCCAAUCAAGUGUUAAAAACAGUACAGUACACUUUACCUGGCCAGAGAACUGCAUUGCAAAAUUUGCAAAAUGUGAAUUUCGAAGGAAAGCUGUUUUUCCAGUUUGUUUGUUGUUUUGGAAAGGGGGAAUUAGUUAGGUUCACCUUUAAAUGCGAAUUGAAUCAAAAGUCUCGCCCAUCCCUAAUCACUGGAUGUCUAAAAAAACCCACAGGUAUCUUGACUUGAGUUCAAGUUACGCUGCAAAGGAAGGUCCCAGCCAAUCCAAGUGGGAAUCUCUUCAGUUGAAUCUGCCAAACUGGCUCCGAGCUGUGUAGUCUGCCCCAUCCUUGCUAGCUGGAAGGUUCUUCUUUUCGCCAAGGCAUGGAGAUUACGUACAUUCCAAAGGCUGGAGACAGAUUUCUAGCUAUCAGGAGACCCUCGCUUGUCAUUCAUUGACUGUUGUCUUUCUUACACGAGUUAAUGGGAGCUACCCGUCCUGAACCCAGACAUCAGCCUAGCAAAUAGCACUUAUGCUGUAAUUUGUGGUUGAAAAAGAAAGGGGGGGAGAGUGCAAACAUUACUGUUCUCCUUUUGUCCUUCCACUGAAACAUUUCCAUGUAGGGUCCAUUUACUGUUCAGCCAUUCAGGAAAUUUUACAAAGCAAGCUUUGGGUCUAAGCACUGGCAGGGACCAUCAAAGGGACGGUUGUGUGUAUGUUGAACCCAAACCACCAGUCCAGUUUGGGAUUCUCCUUAGGGUGGGUUGACUCUUUGUUCUUCCAUUUCAGAGGUACUAGAUUGCACAUACAACAAGACUGGUUGCCUGGGAGGCUAUGUGUGGGAUGGACUCCGGACUGUCUUCAACAGCAGUACGCAAACCUUUUGAAUUCCCACUCUUCUUAUUUAUUUUCUGUAGGAACAACCCUUAUAGCCUGCCUUUCCCCCAUGGAUCUGGGCUAUUAUGUUCCCUGCCAACAUAUUUUACCCUCACAGCAAACCCUGCAAUGCUGUUAGCCAGGUAGAUACAAUCCCAGUUUAAUUCAGAAUUAUUACAGGGCCUUUAAGCAUGAGUCAACAGUGUGAUGCAGCAGUAAAAAAAAGCUAAUGUUACCCUAGGCUGCAUCAACAGAAGUAUAGGGUCCCGAUCCAGGGAAGUCAUAGUCCCGCUCUAUUCUGCCUUGGUCAGACCACACCUGGAAUACUGUGUCCAGUUCUGGGCACCACAAUUUAAGAAAGAUGUUGACAAGCUGGAACGUGUGCAGAGGAGGGCAACCAAGAUGAUCAGGAGUCUUGAAAGCAAGCCUUAUGAGGAACGGUUGAAGGAGCUGGGUAUGUUUAGCCUGGAAAAGAGGAGACUGAGAGGAGAUAGGAUCAAGUAUCUAAAGGGCUGUCAGAUGGAAGAUGGAGCGAGCUUAUUGUCUGCUUCUCCAGAGAGUUGAAUCCCAACCGACUGAUUCAAAACACAAGAAAAGAGAUUCUGACUUAACAUUAGGAAGAACUGUUUGGCAGUGGAACAGAGUACCUUAGAAGGUGAUGGACUGUCCUUCCUUGGAGGUCUUCAAGCAAAGGUUGGACGGUCAUCUGUCAUGGAUGCUUUGGUUGAGAUUCCCGCAUUGCAGGGGGUGGGACUAGAUGACCCUCAGGGUCCCUUCCCACUCUAUGACUUUGAUUCUAGGAAUGUAGGAAGCUGCCUUUCACUGAGUCACACCUGGGGUCCAUGUAGCUCAGGGUGGUCUCUGCUGGCCAGCAGAGGCUCUCCAGGGUUUCAGAUCUGCCCCAACUACGUGGGGAAUAUGGGAACUGAACUUGGGACCUUCUGCGAGUGGGUGCUCUGCUACUGAGCUAGGGCCCUUCCCUAUCUCUGCACUCCUGGCACUUUUGCAUAUUUCACCCCACUCCUUGGAUCUUGUCUUUACUCCCUCCUGCCCCAAGAGACUAGGCAAACUAAAAUUCGGGAAGCUAAUUGGCCUGGCAUUGUAUAAACUGGAGAGGUUGGCUGGGACCUGUGUGUGUGGUGUUUUCCUGCUUAAGUGGGGAAGGGGAGAAGGGGGGUAUGCGCUGCCUUCCCCCAGCCCACUGCUAUUCACCUGCUGUGUCUUCCUUCCUUCCCAGGCGGACUGUCAAACAGCCUUCUGUACCCCUACACCGGCAGAAAUCAGACAUGCCAGAAGCACCAGAAACGAACAGCUACCCACAUCGACGGCUAUGAAUUACUCCCCAGGGAUGAGAAUUGUAAGGAUUUACUAGCCCAUGGCAGAGUAGGAGGUCUGUGGGGGAAGUGGGUGUGAAUUGCAACUUCGCACAGUAAGAAAAGGAUAAGAAGGCAUAAUUUGUUAAUGGAGGUGUUAGAACUGAACCUUUCUGAUUCCAGAGGUGUGGGAAAUUUGCCUCUAGCAAAUACGCAGUAAGGGAAGGAGAAUGCACUCUGCACAUGUUUAGAGGGUGCUCUCCUCUGCUGGUAUUAUCCAUAACUGGGCCUAGGCCCUUAGGAGCUUGACUCAGUAUAAUGAAUGAACAUGUAGCAGGAGGAAAGGGUUGUGUUCUGGGACAAGGAAGAAGCAUCAUUUAGGUUAAAGCAAAGGUAAACCUUUUUCCGCUGAGGGCCACAUUCCCUCAGGGGGAAUCUGUUGAGGGCCACAUGCUGGUGGUGGGCAGUACCAGGGGCAAAAAUGGGCAAAAUUGCAUAUCACUCACAUAUGAUGCAGUAGACUAGAGGAAGUGAUUUCCAGAAGGGUGAUCCAGAGAACAAGAGGAUCAUAUGGAAGAGGUUGAAACUCUUUUCUUUUAAGAGAUUUGGGCUGACUUUGCCUGGCCAUCGCCUGCUCUUUGGCCAGAGGCUUUGUCUUUAGUUGCCACACUGAGGAGCCAAAUAGCAUUCCGCGUUCCAGGAGCAAGCUUCUGAGCAGCGCAGAAAACUUUGUCAGGCGGGCCAAAAAAUCACAAUCCAAUCGAUCGAGGGAUGAAGUUAUAGCUCCAGGUUUACUGACCCAGUAAAACUGUCGGUUCUCAAAACAACAGAGUGGAAAGUUUUAUUGGGUCAAUGCUAACUGGGCAGGUGAUAGAUUUUCUCAUUCCCUCCUUCCUGGUUUUGCUCUAGAAUGGGUAGACCUGUAAAAUGUUGUGUCACUUGAAAGCAGUUUGAACAUUGGUCAGGCUGCAGCGAUUCACCUAACCUCUGACAAGGCCCUAAGCCAAUGGAGGCUAGUUGUGGGUGGGGGGUGUGUGUGUAAGGGGCUACUCAUUAGAAAAGUCGCUCUGGACAUUCUCAGAGGCCUUCCUCAUAAUUCCUCAUGUUCUAAGACUGAACUUGGACACUAGAAUAUAUAUUUGGAGAAAGAGGUUAUUGGGUUGUUUUUGGUUUUAUUUUUAUUUUUAUUUUUAUUACGAUUAUAUUUAUAUUGUGAUUUUAUGUUGUAAUUGGCCUGAGACCUAUGGGUACAGGGUGGUAUACAAAUUUUAAUUUUAAUAAUAAUAAUAAUAAUAAUAAUAAUAAUAAUAAUAAUAGUCUAGUUUGCUAUAAAAGCUAGGGUUCGCCUAUCUUCUCCUCACCCCAGUGCUAACUCUUGGCUUCCCCUCCCCGCUGCAUUUCUCAGAUAUCGCUAGAAUCGUUGCUUCCCAGGGGCCUGUAACUGCCCUCCUUAACCAGGCUCGCCUUCAGGUAGGUGCCCAACAGAGUGGAAGAGAAAUCCCAUCUCACCCACCAACUUACCCAACUUGUUUGCUCAUGCCCUCUCCAGCGGCGUCUGGUGCCCCUUGCUGCUGGUAGGACAGGAGGCAGGGAGGCGAACACUAGGUGGCGCCAGAGCCCCUGACAGGCAGAGCCAACUCAUUCUGGUUCGUCUAUGCUACAUCCUCCUCCCAGCUGAGUUUUCCAAGGGGAAACACUGUGACUAAGGAGGAAGCGGACAGGCAGGCUAGUUCAAAGUAAGAAAGCAGGAGGGUGGGGCAGUGGCGGGCUUUGGGCUCUCAAAUGUCGGUGGUGCCCUGUGUGGCUGAACCAGUCGCACUACCCUAAAAACACCUGGGUUGGAGGCAGGCUGCGGGCAAACUGAGGUUGAUGGAACGGCAUCGCAUUCACACGAAUGGCCGCCUUGCUUUCUGCCGAUUUAGACCUGCUCUUUCCCCCUUUCUGCUAGAAUUACCAGAAGGGCAUCAUCCGAUCCCCUUCCCAGUCCUGCAACCCGAAGCUACUAGAUCAUGCUGCGCUCAUUGUGGGCUACGAUGAAGGUGAGUAAAGGGCUUCACUCUCUUGUCUGUGCAGGGCAAUUAUUAGACUCCAGGUCUAUAGCUGCUGUUCUGUAAAAUCCUCCUCUCCUCUUGCACUCAUUGUCUCCGGACUGUACCAUUUUAGAUUGCAGGUGAUGGCUGCCAUGACGGAAUGCUCCACUCCCAUUUUGGCCAGGGGGGGACGGACCCUGAAGAUAUCCUGACAUGUUAGCUUUCUAUGUGCAGGGAUUUUUUUUUUUCAUGGAGGAUCCUAGAAUUGGAAGGGACCCUGAGGAAUCUCAACUAGAUCAUCCAUGGCAAACGGCCAUCCAACCUCUGCUUAAAAACCUCCAAGGAAGGACAGUCAACCACCUUCCAAGGUAGUCUGUUCCACUGUCAAACAGUUCUUCCUAAUGUUUAGUCAGAAUCUUCUUUUUUUGUAACUUGAACCAUUGGCUCAGGUCCUACCCUCUGGAGCCAGAGAAAAACCAGCUUGCUCCAGCAUGGAGCUCCCGUGUUGAGUCUGCCUACAUGAGACAAUACUGACCAAAAGCCUAUCUGGUCAACUCCUCCCUGUCCUUCAGGAAAUGUGUCAAUUAUUUCCAGUUUUUUGAAGUCUUUUGGCUGGGUAGCUGCUGCUGUUUUUACUGCCAGAUGGACUGAAUAGGACAGCUGUUCCCAGACUUUGUCCCUCACAGACCGCUUAAAAAUGGCUGGUGGUCUUGGUAGACCAGGCAUCCCCAACCUGCGGCCCUCCAGAUGUUUUGGCCUACAACUCCCAUGAUCCCUAGCUAACAGGACCAGUGGUCAGGGAUGAUGGGAACUGUAGUCCGAGGGCCGAAGGUUGGGGAUGCCUGUGGUAGACCAUUUUGUGAUCCCCCCCCACCCCCCUGUCACAGGAACUGUAAUGGAGCAUACUAGAUGCUGUAGGAAAGCUGUCUUCAUCUGCAGCUGGAAAGGGCUGUGUGGUCAGGGUGCAAUUUGACUGCCUUAGUGAGAAGAAGACCAGAGUGGAUUUUUUAUCCCUCUCCUGUAAUACUAUUAAAAUAAUUGGGUUUAUAUUUUAUUUUAAGGAAGUAUUUCUAAACCACCCCCUCAUAAACUAUCAAUACUGAUAUGGUACUUUGGGGAAUUUGGAAUGCUUCAGGUGCAUUGUAUUGUUUGUAAUCCUGACACUUGUUUAUUUGUUGCUAUUCAUAUUCAUUUAUAAAAUCAGAGCUGUCUACAAACAACGGUACAUAAAAUGUACAGUGAAAACCGUAUGAAAAGUUAAACUUAGAAAUUGGGUGGGUGACCAAAUUGGUCAGUGGUCUGGAAACCAAGCCCCAUGAGGAAAGGUUGAGGGAGUUGGGUAUAUUUAGCCUGGAAAAGAAGAGUUUGAGAGGAGAUAUGAUAGCCACCGUCAAAUAACUGAAGGAUUGUCACAUGGGAAAUGGAGCAAGCAGCAAGCUUGUUUUCUCCUGCUCUGGAGGGUAGGAUUCAAGUUACAAGAAAGGCUAUUCCUACUAUGAUUCUAUGACUUAACAUCAGGAAGAACUUUGAUGGUAAGAGCUGUUCGACAGUGGAACGGGCUCUUAUGAUACAUUGAGGACUCUCCAUCCCAGGAGCUGACAGCUUCUCAGUCUCAUGGCGUAGUAAACAACUUUUUCCCAAGCAUCAGCGGUUGAUCCCCUGCUCACUGCUAUCUCCAGAGUGAAUUCAGUAGCCAAGAUUUAUGUAUUGGCUAUCAGCAGUCACCACUUAAUUAUCUCUGUUGGCAAGGUGCCGACAGAAGACGCUCAGUCCGCCAUGUUCCUCCCCCAGAAGUAUAAAGCAAUACUUAGCUUCCAUUCUCCACUUCUGUGCAGUCAAAUCUCGACGUGGAUCCUGGGUUGGACCAUAUUGGAUCAUCCAGAAUUCGUGGGGAGAGCGCUGGGGAGAAAAGGUGGGCUGAUCUCCACUUCUUUGGCCAUUGGGGAGUUUUGGUGGAGUGGGGCAGGAAGCAUAGGAACUGGGCAGGGGUGCUGUGUGCCUGGCGUGAGAGAAUCAGAUGGGGUGGGUGAAACCCAUCGACAUCCUUGUUAAGCUGGGGGGGAGGGCGUGCUUCCACCUCAGGACUUACAAGGGUUGUCUUUUGACUACCAAUGGACCAGAACUGGCUAUAAGGCUUGGGACUCGGACAGGGGGCGGUGGAUGAGAGUGGGCUUUAGGAAGCUGCCUAGCCUAGUAUUUGAUUGUGCCUCUCUCAGGAUCUCAGGCAGAGUGGGGUCUUUCAUAUCAGCUUUUAACUGGAGGUGCUGGGGAAUGAACUUGGGACUUCCCUGUGCUUCAUCACAGGAGAGUGCUGGUCAGUAAUCACACAGUUCAAAGGUGGAGUUAACUCUUUAUUAGCAAAAGCACAACCUCCACAUAUUUGGUUGAGUGUCAGGUCUAAGGAGCAGAGCAGCUCCUACCUGGUGAAUCUCCUCCAUGAAAAUCAGUUGCUGAGACUGAAAGCCUCCUCACCAGGGCUUUCCCCCAGCAAUCAGAGACUGUGCCUGCAUGCAACCAACCUCACCUCCCCCCUUUUCAUGCCUCUUCUGGUUCUGGGAGAUGGGGGUAGCGGAGCUUGUUACAGCAAGAGGGAGAGACAUCCUGGCUGACUCCUUUCUGCCUUUUGGCUUCCCUCCUCUCCUACUUCAGCUUCUGCCUCUGAUUCUAGUCUUCUCUCUGCCACAGAGUCUCCCUGCUCACUAACGCCUGUUGCCUCUUCAGCUUCCGACCCCUCCUCUUCCCCGUCUUCUCCCUCUGACCACUCAUCGCCAUCCCACCGCCACUCCCCGGGCUCUGAGCCUUCUCCCCUUGGGGGUUCCCCAGCUGAUUCCUGCCACCAUUCCUCUGCAUCCAACCAGUCCAUGACACACAGUCUCUCCCAGGCACACAGGUAGUUAGUUGCCUUAUAGCAACUCAGGCUAGUCUGUCUAGCUCAUGAUUAUCUAAUCUGAUGGACAACAGGACCCCUCCUCUCCUGCUUCCUGAUCCUCUGAAGUGGAGAUAGAAACUGGGACCUUCUGCUUGGAAGCAGGUGUUCUACCACAGAGCUGGCGCCUCUCCCAAACUUAUUUUUCAGGGGAGAGGUUGAGCACACACAUGGUGUGCAAAAGGGCUCAGCUUCAAUUCCCGGCAUCUCUAGUUAAGAACAAGGAGGUCAGAGAACAGAUCAUUGGAAAGACAAUUUCUCCAGCAAGCCAGUCAGGGUAGACGGAGGUCACUAAACUUUUGGUGGGUGUAUGGGGAAUUUUGAGUAAGUGCUCUGGGUGUUGAUUACAAAAUGGCUGCUGUGGGGUAUGGAGUAUAACACAAAAUGGCCGCCGUGGAGGGUGGGGGUUUGGCAUAACACCAAAUGGCCACUGUGGCGCGUGAGUCAUAAUAGAAAAUGGCUGUUGCUUCCGAAAGAUCAGGAACAGUGACAGGACCACAAAAUUGUGUGGGCUUCAAGGGGGGAGAAAAACCACCUACAUCAGCCAUGGCUACAUUUGCUUGCAGAGAGAAGCUCUUUGUGUCUUUCCUCUGUUCAGAACGGAAGGGAAGGUGUCUGGCUCUGGCAUCAAAUGAAAUGUGGGCUGGUUUGAAGGGUGUGUGUUAACGGUAGGAGAGGCCGAACCAUUGAGAAGAGAAACUGAGCAGGAAGAGCUCCCUUGAGCAUCACUUUGCUGACCUCUGGAGGAGACAAUAUUGGGCUAGAUCAAGGACCCUGCGGCCCCCCAGCUGUCGUGCUUGGACUGACACGCCUGCCAGGCGCCGAGCGCAGGGCUUUGGCCUGGAGCUCUGCCAGAGCCGUGACACUUUUGACCCCAUUCUCUUCCCACCUAGGGCUACUUCCGGCUGCACCGUGGCACCAAUACUUGCGGCAUUGCCAUGUUCGCGGCAACAGCGCUUGUCCGGGAUUCCGAGGGAAAGAAGCCUGUGGUUUGCCGUCCUUGAUGGCGCAACUGCAUUCAUGAUCUGGAGUCCAACAUCAUCUGGAAGCGACCGCAUGGGCUGACUCCUACAGCGCAUCACCUCUUUUUGGCUCGAAUCAGGCCUGCCAUUGUUGCUUCUCCCUUGCACAGCUUCUAAUGCCACAAGCUGUCGUACCCCAGCCAUAUUUUUCUACAGCAUUAUGUCACUGAACGGUGCAGACCCCCAAUUUUGUUGUUGUGGACUGCAUGCCAGCAAUGGGGCAGGGCUGAAGCCAGCAGUGGGGGAACUCUAUUUCUGGGGGCCCUUGUUGCGCAACCAGCAACGAGGUCUAGGUAACCACUGUUUUCUUCUUCUUCUAAUUUUUUAUUAGUUUUACAUAAAAGUUUUACACCAUAAACAUAACAUUUUCACACAUUAAAAAAAGGGUUCUUUCAAACCUUGAGACCUCCAUCCUUCCCCUCAUGGGUUCCAAUUCUAUUCCUGCAUCUCCUACUGUAAUCCAUCUUUUAUAUAAUCAUAGUAUCCAAAAUCCAUGUUACAUUACAAGUGUUAUUGUAUUCCUGCCAAUGAUUUCAGCUGUUUACAGUGAUCUCUCAGAUAGGUGAGGAAGUUAUUCCAGUCUUUUAAAAAUACUUGGUCUUCCUGAUUUCUGGCCUUUCCCAUCAGUCUUGCCAUUUCUGCAUAUUUCAUCAGCUUGAUCUGCCACUCUUCUCUGGGCGGUACUUCUUCUUUCUAUCUCUGGGCAAGAAGCAUCCUUGCUGUUAUCUUCUUCAAUGACAGAUCAGCACAUUUUAAAUAUAAACAAAAUUUGCUACUACAUCUCAGAUUUUGAUUAAAAUUCUUGUACUGGAUUAUCUCACCUAUCAAAAUCACUGGUGUGAAUAAAAAAAUUGCUAUGCCUU
This is a messenger RNA of Podarcis lilfordi (Lilford's wall lizard), 28729 nucleotides long. The record is from the annotation of a GenBank genome assembly. NCBI's taxonomy places the organism in Eukaryota, Metazoa, Chordata, Lepidosauria, Squamata, Lacertidae.